AUGCUGUCUCUACGGGCUAUUCGAAACUUGAGGUUCUGUACAGCGUCCCGCAACUUUCACAGCUCUGCUUGGGCUGCGAAUCGGCAGGACAAGACGCCUUUCCAGGUGUUUAUGGAGACAUUUCGGACCGAGAUGAAAAAGUCCAAGGAGUUGAAAGAAGAUAUUAAAGCAUUACAGGACGAAACUGGCCGUUUGUCUGAGAGUAACGCAUUCAAGCGGGCGAAAGAGGCACUAGAAAAAUCCAAAGAAGCCGGCUCUGCCACUGGUCGGGCUAUUAAGAAGACUUCCGAGGCUGCCGGCCAUGUUGCGUCGGCCACCUGGAAUUCGCCCCCCGUUCGGCUGUCUCGUGACGCAGCCUCGAAAACUGCCGAUGUACUGGAGAAGGCUUCCGAACCUUUGCGCAAAACUGAACUGUAUCAGAGCGUAAAGGAUGUUAUUGAUGACGGUGCAUCCGUUCGUUAUGGUGGCUUUGAGACGAAGGAGCAGCGUAGAGCUCGUCGUCUCAGAGAUUUAGAAAAGCGUCGCAUAGCUGAUCUUGCCGCAGGCCGUAACGGUCCUGUCAAAGCGAACGAAAAUGCAGGAGAGAGCGUUGUGGUGCACGCCACUGCCAAGCCUGAUACUGAUUUCAAGGCCACACCUUUGGGCCGUAAAAUUGGCGACAUGAAACUCGCCUACGAGGAAAGUGAGAACGGUCUUGUUUCGGCCGUUCGCACAGUUACCGACAAGAUCGGCUGGUUCUUUGCCGAGACAGAAAGCGGCCAAGUUGCCCGUGCAUUCAAGCAAAUGGACCCGAACUUUUCACAGGACAACUUCCUUCAGGAUCUGCGAAACUUCAUCUUACCUGAGGUCCUGGACGCAUAUCUUCGUGGAGAUCAGGAAGUGCUGAAGCAGUGGUUCAGUGAAGCCUCUUUCAACGUCUGGAAUCAGACCACCAAGGAGUACCGUGAGAAGCAUCUGUACUCUGCUGGUCGUAUUCUGGACGUCCGUGGAGCCGACAUUGUCCAGACAAAAAUGCUGCAGCCUGCUGAGAUCCCCGUGUAUGUUGUGAGUGCCCGUGUUCAGGAAACCAACUGCUACAAGAGCAUCAAGACCGACGAGGUUGUUGCUGGUAUCCCUGACCAAAUUCUUAUGUCUGCCUAUGUGAUGGUUAUUACUCGCAUUCCCGAGGAGAUGGAAAACCCAGAGACCAAUGGCUGGAAGAUCCUAGAGUUUGUCCGCGGCAAAUCCCAGGAGUGGACCUAA
Molecule: messenger RNA, 1242 nt
Organism: Wickerhamiella sorbophila
Lineage: Eukaryota; Fungi; Ascomycota; Dipodascomycetes; Dipodascales; Trichomonascaceae
Product: Mitochondrial import inner membrane translocase subunit TIM44
Exons: 1
Coding region: 1-1242 (413 amino acids)
Biological process (GO): protein import into mitochondrial matrix
Cellular component (GO): mitochondrial inner membrane
Molecular function (GO): protein-folding chaperone binding
Source: RefSeq, a predicted model, not a curated record